GUAGCAUUCUUGCAACAGCCCUUGUCAACUUGUGCUUCUGACAAGAAAUCUUUACUCGCUAUUACUGUGGAAUACGGAGUACCAGACUUGCUUAUGGCUGCAACUUAGACGUAGGCCAAUAUUCGUUGUACAGAUGAAGAAGAUUAUCUAUGAUUAUUUCCACGUGCUGUUGAAAAGUAAACAUGUUUGUUCGGUGUUUGAAUUGAAGAGAAGUAUAAUAAUGUAUUUAUUAACUGAUUAAGCAAACGUUGUACAUUUUGAUUUAGAACUUUUCUGAGUAAAGAGAGCUAUGUUGUGUUUACGAAAUAUGUUUCACUUCGCUAAUAGAUCGUUGAUCAGUGUAUCUUCCCGAAAUUUGGUUUUAGUAACAAAACCAGUUUUUUCUUUGGACAACCUUAGCCGAAGUAAUUUUACGCAUAAAGUUUAUCCACAUGUAUGUACAAUUCGUUUUAUUGAAUCCCAAAGUACAACUAAAAGCGAUGACAGCUUAGUAGCAUUUCAAAUGAAAAAGCGUCCACUUAGAAGGAAGUUGCAGCAGGCGCAAAAAGAAGAAAAGCCUCCUGGCUUCUACACGGUUAAGGCGUUCGCCACUGCAGAAGAAUAUGAUUUGCAGGUCCUGAAACAAGAUUUACUGCGUGAUGACUUGUAUGUGCCGUGUGAUUUAUGCUCUGGUGAAGAGACGCACCAAUUGGAUGAUGCUAACGUCGUUCAUGCGGUGGCCAAGUACUCUCUGAACGGCGAAAACAGGAAGAUAUUCUUUUUCCGCGAAGGUUCCGUGGUCCUUUGGAACAUCACCGAACUGGAGAGUUACAACGUUCUGUCAUUUCUCAGGAAGUUUGAAAAGAAUCCGUACGAUGAAAAUUUGGUCCAAGAUGAAAGUGAGUUGAUGAUGUACGCUUACAAAGACAACAGCAAACUCAGCCACUUGGCCAAUGGGAAGAUACACAUAUCGGAUAGAGAACAGAACGAUUUGGACAAGUACACAGUGUCUAAUGCUAUGGCACAAUCGGUCAAACUCGGCAUUUGGGAAGCAUCAUUAGACAAUUAUGUGGACAGCAUCGAGCAUAUAACAAAUGAUUUGAAGAGGGGUGUGAAGAUCAAGAUCAGUCAGGAGGAAGUCCUCCGCAAGACGGGGGAGCUGCUGGCCCUGAGACACCACAUCAACCUGGACUCUGACCUGCUGGACACCCCUGACUUCUACUGGGACCACGAGCAGCAGGAGAGCCUGUACGAGCAGACCUGCGCGUACUUCAACAUACCCCGGCGCACCAGGGUGAUGAAUGAGAGGCUGAACCAUUGUGUGGAAUUGGUAGAACUCCUGUCAUCUCAUCUGAGUGACCGCCAUCAUGUUAGACUGGAAUGGAUGAUAAUCGUCCUGAUCAUGGUUGAAGUUGUGUUUGAGGCUCUUCAUUUUGUGGAGCAGCAUAUGUCAUAAACUAAAAUGAAUAUUUACGAGAAUCAAUUUUUUACUGAAUCUAUUUUGAAGCAUUUUGAUUUCACCUAGUUGUAAAACUAUUUUUAUUUUGUAUAUCAGACCUUGUACAUAUUUCAUACUAUACAUAGUACAUAAAGCUCAGAAAUUGUUUUGAUAAAACCCAGUGAUAACUUUGUUGGCAAUCUCUUGAUAGCUUUAAAUAGUUAAAAUAAAAGAAAACUGAAAAUCAGUGUGUUUAUUUUAGUUUAGUGCUCUACUCUUGUGUGCUUAGUGCUUACAUUUAGAAUCAUUUAAGUUUUUAAGAGGAAUGGCUCUAGUGUUGUAAAAUGGUAUUUUCGUAAUUUUAUUUUUACUUUAUCGAAAAGCCAUGACAGGAUUUGCCAUAGAAUGGGUGUUACCUGUAGAAAGGGGAUUUAUAGUAUGGUCAGAAAUUUUUCAUAAAAUAGAAUUAUUUCAGAAUAAUAAAUUUAUUUAUUUCCUCUUUUUUUGAAC
This is a messenger RNA of Bacillus rossius redtenbacheri, 1927 nucleotides long. RefSeq names its product required for meiotic nuclear division protein 1 homolog. NCBI's taxonomy places the organism in Eukaryota, Metazoa, Arthropoda, Insecta, Phasmatodea, Bacillidae. Gene Ontology annotation, biological process: positive regulation of mitochondrial translation. The transcript has 6 exons. The coding region runs from base 290 to 1435 and encodes 381 amino acids. The record is from RefSeq and is a predicted model, not a curated record.